Messenger RNA from Quercus lobata, 2372 nucleotides. Its product is annotated as CTP synthase-like. The coding region runs from base 204 to 1889 and encodes 561 amino acids. Gene Ontology annotation, biological process: pyrimidine nucleobase biosynthetic process; CTP biosynthetic process. The record is from RefSeq and is a predicted model, not a curated record. Gene Ontology annotation, molecular function: identical protein binding; CTP synthase activity. The transcript has 23 exons. NCBI's taxonomy places the organism in Eukaryota, Viridiplantae, Streptophyta, Magnoliopsida, Fagales, Fagaceae.
UACCAUUUACCUCCAGCACGAGAAACAAGACUUUUUCCUCUAUAAAAACCUCCCAAACGAAGCUUCAUAGAGUGGAUCUUUCUUUCCCUUCCUUUGUUCCGAGAACGUUUCCCGCUCGGUCAUUAACACAAACACUUUGUCUGCAAUUGUGAAAACUCAUACACAACACAAACACAAAAACCCCAGAGAGAGAAAGAGAGAGGAUGAAGUAUGUGUUGGUGACAGGGGGAGUGGUGAGUGGGUUGGGCAAAGGCGUCACAGCCAGCAGCAUAGGCGUAGUCCUCAAAGCCUGUGGCCUUCGCAUCACUUCCAUCAAAAUUGAUCCAUACUUGAACACCGAUGCUGGUACCAUGUCUCCCUUUGAACAUGGGGAAGUUUUUGUUCUUGACGAUGGCGGAGAGGUCGAUUUGGACUUGGGUAACUAUGAGCGGUUCCUAGAUGUGACGCUUACAAGAAACAAUAAUAUUACCACGGGAAAGAUAUAUCAGUCUGUCCUUGAGAAGGAACGAAGAGGUGAUUAUCUUGGAAAGACUGUCCAGGUAGUGCCACACAUAACAGAUGCCAUUAAGAAUUCGAUUGAAUCAGUUGCUGUCAUUCCUGUUGAUGGAAAAGAAGGUCCAGCAGAUGUUUGUGUGAUAGAGUUGGGAGGGACUGUAGGCGAUAUUGAAUCAAUGCCAUUCAUCGAGGCUUUGCGACAAUUGUCCUUCUCAGUUGGGCAAGAUAACUUCUGCCUCGUUCAUGUGAGCCUGAUACCAGUACUGGGUGUCGUUGGUGAGCAAAAAACGAAACCUACCCAACAUAGUGUCCGGGAGCUGAGAGCAUUAGGCUUGACGCCUCAUCUGUUAGCAUGUCGCUCUGCUCAGCCUUUAUUGGAAAAUACCAAGGAGAAACUUUCACAGUUUUGCCAUGUUCCAGCUGGUAAUAUUCUCAACAUCCAUGAUGUUCCAAAUAUUUGGCACAUUCCUCUCUUACUUAGGAACCAAAAUGCUCAUCUCUCAAUUCUAAAGCAGCUAGACUUACUUGAUGAUGCCGCAACUCCUGCUUUACAAGAUUGGACCAGGAUGGCUGAGACUUUUGAUAAUCUCACUGAAUCUGUGAGGAUUGCAUUGGUUGGGAAGUAUGUUGGCUUAUCAGAUUCAUAUUUGUCUGUUGUGAAGGCCCUUCUGCAUGCCUGCAUUGCAUGUUCUCUGAAGCCAUCAAUUGACUGGAUUGCAGCUUCUGACCUUGAAGAUGAUAGUGCUAGAUUGACGCCAGAAGCACACGCUACUGCAUGGGAGACUCUGAGGAAUGCUGCAUGCGUCUUGGUUCCUGGUGGAUUUGGAGAUCGUGGUGUCACAGGUAUGAUAUUGGCUGCAAAGUAUGCCAGAGAGAACAAGGUUCCUUAUCUUGGGAUUUGCUUGGGCAUGCAGAUUUCUGUGAUUGAGUUUGCUAGAUCUGUUUUGGGUUUGGAAAGGGCAAAUAGCAACGAGUUUGACGAAAAGACACCAAAUCCUGUUGUAAUUUUCAUGCCUGAGGGUUCAAGAACUCAUAUGGGAAACACAAUGAGACUAGGAUCCCGAAAAACGCUAUUCCAGACACCUGAUUGUAUUACUUCAAAAUUGUACCAAAAUUCAGAGUAUGUGGAGGAACGGCAUCGGCACAGAUAUGAGGUAAACCCAGAGUUUAUUGAAAUUCUAGAAGAAUCUGGCCUCAAAUUUUUUGGGAGAGAUGAAAGUGGAAAUAGAAUGGAGAUUCUAGAGCUUCCAACUCAUCCGUUCUAUGUAGGAGUGCAAUUUCAUCCAGAAUUCAAAUCACGGCCUGCAAGGCCCUCAGCUCUAUUUUUAGGUCUUAUAUUGGCAGCAACAAGACAGUUGGAAGCAUAUCUUGGCAGGCAUCAGAAUGGAAGUUGAUAUGCUAGUUUUCCCCAUCAUAGUACCUCUUAAAUCUUUCUUUUAAGGAAAAUUAUUGAUGCUGUCUAGCUGAGCAACGCGCUUAGAUGUUUCCAAAGUGGAUCCGUAGUGAGAUGAUUUCCUGCUGCAUUUUGAAGUUAUGGACAUAAAAUGUUGGUCCAAUCUUUUGGACAUAAAAUUUACAUGUAAGAACAGAUAUACACAAAUUUUGGAUGCACCGUGGCAAUGAUAGUUGCUUGUUGACUCGUGUGUUUUUUUGGUUAAACAAAAAGGGUAGGGGGUGGCCAGUCUUGGAUACCCACUUUAGGCUUUCCCUAGGGUUCAACUCAGAAUGUUCACCCAACAAAACCACAUGAGAGUAAGCAUUUGUUAUCGAUCGGUUCACUCACCCUCUAUGAUUGACAUUCUUGAUUUUUGCCAAUGCUAAACGUUGUAACUUAUGGUUUUAGACUUCUCUUACUGUUUAUUAGCCGACAAGACAGG